GAAAAAGCUGUGUCAGAGAAGAGAGAAGACAACAUUCCUCUCAAGGAAAGGAUAUCUAACCAACUUGUGAAGAAAGAAGUAGAAACAUUUUAUGCUGCUUUCCUUGUCUGGACAAUAGUCAUGUUGAUAAUGUCAUAUUAUCGCCUGGCUUCAGCACAUUUACCAUUGCUCUUCAUCAUCUUUCCACUGAUUAUACGAGUUGUUAUAUGGGACAAUGUAUUAACUGCAAAGACAAGUCAUGAAAAUGUUGGAGCGUUUUUGUUUAUGUAUCUCUUAGCUACACUAGUACCUGUUCAGUUCUGUAUGUAUUUGACAUUUGCUAUGUUUGACGUCUUUAUGCCUAUUAUGGGUCGAGCUGGAACACAAACACCCCCAGAUGUCUUUAUAAGUGUCCUGUGUGCCUUUGGAGUUGUGCUGUUGACUUCUUAUAUGGUUAGCACUGUGUAUGUUCUGGGAAACCUCAAGCUUCCAGCCAUAUUUCUUCUGUUUGUUACCACUGUAGGAAUGGUUAUAUCGCUCUCAGGACUGUCAUUUCCUUACUCAGCCAUCAAUCAGUGCCCUAAAAGGGUGUUCUUUCAGCACACAUCAAGAACAUUUUACAAUAAUGCUGGUGAAGUGGUUCAACAAGAUGCAGGUGCCUGGAUCACUCCACUAGACUAUCUUGGCAUACAGCCAUUCAGUGAUAUACCCAUGUUUAAAAAGGCUUUGCCUGCACCUCAGGACGGAGUUUAUGGAGGUUUUCCUUAUUACUUGCCAUUGAGGCAUCUUGUGCGAAAAUCUUGGUAUCUCCCUGGUCCUCCACCUCAAGUCAAAACAUCUCCAAUGGAAGUGAAAUUGCUACAUAGGAAGAAACAGGAUCAAGUUUACUCAUUUAAAUUCUCAAUAUCAGGUCCUGAUCACAUGGCUGUAUAUGUAUCACCUGCUAGUGACGUAGAUUUGCUGACCUCUUCCCUUGGUCCCCUUUUACCAAUUCAAGAUGGUGGAGACAGAGUUGUGUACUUUAUUUACUAUUCUCAUGGUACUGAUGUGGGGCCCUGGGAACUAUCGCUUGAGCUUCUGCCAAAAAGACACCUCCCGGCCAAGAGCAAUUUGUUGGACUUUGCUGUGGCAGCUCAUUAUAUUCACGGUAAAGAGUCAUCUUCACCUUUCCUCAAAGAAGUCAUUCAAGCUAUUCCAGACUGGAUUUUUGCUAAUGAUUGGGUGGACACAUACAAGAGCUGGUCUUACACUACAUAAUUCCCUGUAUUGCAAGAAUGCAUCAGUCCAAGACCUUCUAAACACUGCUAUGAAAUACUGAAAAACAAAAAUUUCAAGCCAGGAAUUUGAAGAAUUGCACCAGUUUGAAACAGUUCACAGGUUGAAAAUUAUCAUGAAGAUUUUUACAUUUUAGGGUGGAUGACCUCAAAAUUAUUUAUCAGGAUUAUAAGAAAAUUUGACAGGAAAAAAAUGGAUGUGAAAUAACACAUCAUCAGAAGAAGUCAGGCUGGUCAUACAUGAAUCCAAAAAAUUUUUAAAAUCACCUUAAUUAAUUUAUAACGAUUUUAUCUGGAAAUUAAGUUCCAAAUAAAACUAAGGAAUCAAGAAACAUAAAGUAAAGGAUUGUUUGCUAGCCUGUAGUCUGUCAGCAGACCCUCAGUAUAAUGAUCCCCUUUAAUGCCA
This is a messenger RNA of Pocillopora verrucosa, 1659 nucleotides long. The record is from RefSeq and is a predicted model, not a curated record. Lineage: Eukaryota; Metazoa; Cnidaria; Anthozoa; Scleractinia; Pocilloporidae.